AUGUCUUCACUUCUGCCAGCCCCCUUUCAUUCGAUCCCGAGAAUUCACUACGAACCGACUGUAUUGCGAAUGCCUGGAGACUGCUUCAACAAACGGAUGCCUCGGAUUCUUCGUCUAUCAACUUUCACAAUAUUGAAGAUUUUUGCACCAGUGCCUUUCAAAAUCCUUUUGUGUAACGAGUUACUGCAGCUGGCGUACUCGUCGCUAUGGAAGUCACGCUCAGUAAAUGGCCUGAAAUCCCAGAAAACAGACAGCAAACUGCUACCACUCUUCAGAAGUUCGAUUUGCACAUCAUCUUCGUGCGAAAUGUUGCAACUUCAGCUUAAGACGGAGGGACUAGUUAUGUUUACUCGAAUUUUCUUCCCAGGGACGUUUCGAGCGAUGAAAUUUUACCGCUUUACAAUCAAGCUCAGCUGCGGUUAUGCGAAGGCGAUGAUAUGGGACAGUUGGUAUACCAAGAGUGAAAUGGAACAAUUAUGGAGUUCUGUUCACCGCUGGGGGGCGGAGCUCACGAAAAGAGCGGUGCUAGAUCUAUCAGGUUUUUAUGCAAAGGUGGCGCAAGUUUUUGCGACGAAAGCAGACUUGCUUCCAAGAGAGUACACUCAAGCUCUCAGCUGCAUUUUAGAUAAAUGUGUGCCGAUGUCUAUUUUUGAAGUCGAGAGAAUAAUAGAACUGGGUCUGAAGGCUCCGCUAAACCAUAUAUUUAGAUAUUUUGAAGCACGGCCUGUUGGCGCAGCGACAAUCGGACAAGUACACGAGGCUAUCACUUUUGACGGGCAACGUGUCGCUGUAAAAGUGCAAAAUGUUCGUAACAAAAAGCUGAUGAAGUUUGAUUUACGCAACAUGCUCUUUGUUUCCAAGAUGAUGGACAAGUUGAAUAUCUUCCUACCUUUUGAUCACACAAGUAUUCUAUUAGAAUAUUCCUCUCAGGUACCUCUUGAGUUUGACUUCGACAGGGAACAACGCAUGAUGGGCGUCCUAGGAGAGUCUAUUUGUAAAAACAGUAAGGUCAUGGUUCCGAAGCCAAUUGAUGGGUUCUGUUCGUCACAUGUUAUUUCAAUGACUUUUAUGGAGGGACAUUCACUUUCAGAGAUAAUAUCGUCAGGUACUUGGACAAACUCCGCGAAGAUUUUCAUGCAACUGCAGAAAAGUUUGGCCCAACUUUUGGCCAGUUUUGGUUUCCAGAUUCUCGAGUUGGGUAUGUUUCAUAGUGAUCCUCACCCAGGCAAUAUACUGUAUAAUUUCGAGCAAAUCGGUUUGAUCGAUUUUGGCCAAGUAAAAAUAUUGCCUGACAAGACGCGCGCCCUGUUCGCGCACUUGGUUCUAUGUAUGAAUGAGGAAUCAGACCAUCUUUAUGAAAUAUUGAAAGAGCUGCAGAUAGAGUUCACAACAUCGGAUAAAAACUUGAUAAGAACGAUCGCAUUCAUAUUAUUCGAUACCCGAAUGGACAUUCCAGAGGCGAAAUUAUCGCCACUCGACAGUGAAUUUCCACCAGAGCUACGUGGUGUGCGCAUCAGUUCCAUUCAUACAGAUGUAUUCAUGCUAAUUCGUGUCAUUGCGAUUUUUCGUGGCAUCUUUGCCGCGUUGAAUAUCGAUUUGCACGCUAGGAAAAUUUGGGCUGAAAGUGCACGGCGUGCGGUGUGCAGUUCGACAUAUAGGUAUACUUUCACUCGGACGGCACCAGCACUGACUAGUGGCGGAACUUUUGAGCGACUAAAGAUCUUAAGUGGUUGGCUGGCCGAUCGUAAGUUGCCCAGUGAACGAGAACAUAUUUUGUCGUUCGCUCAGGCCAAGUUGUUUUCACUCGACGACCUCAAAAGAGCUGUCAAGCGAGAAGACAAGAAAGCUUUGAUGAUUGCUUUUGUACACUUUUCUCGCGAAGAUCGGCUUCGCUGUAUAGAAUAUCUGUCCGAAUGA
Molecule: messenger RNA, 1917 nt
Organism: Ostreococcus tauri
Lineage: Eukaryota; Viridiplantae; Chlorophyta; Mamiellophyceae; Mamiellales; Bathycoccaceae
Product: Protein kinase-like domain
Exons: 7
Coding region: 1-1917 (638 amino acids)
Biological process (GO): protein phosphorylation
Molecular function (GO): protein kinase activity; ATP binding
Source: RefSeq, a predicted model, not a curated record